Molecule: messenger RNA, 4950 nt
Organism: Eptesicus fuscus (big brown bat)
Lineage: Eukaryota; Metazoa; Chordata; Mammalia; Chiroptera; Vespertilionidae
Gene: RNF41
Product: ring finger protein 41
Exons: 8
Coding region: 492-1583 (363 amino acids)
Biological process (GO): protein K63-linked ubiquitination; tumor necrosis factor-mediated signaling pathway; positive regulation of JNK cascade
Cellular component (GO): plasma membrane signaling receptor complex
Molecular function (GO): zinc ion binding; ubiquitin protein ligase activity
Source: RefSeq, a predicted model, not a curated record
UCCUCGUCUCCGUUUGAGUUAAAACAAAGAGGCGGGGUUUGCUGACGAGCUUCCGCCGGGUCGCGUAGCAGCGGUGGGCGGGGCAAAGGGCUGUCUCGCACCGCGGCGAGUGGCCGGAGCCUUCCUCCCUCUCCUUCCCUUCCCCUUCCCCUCCCAGGCAAGGCUGGGACACGGCACCGGGGCUGUCCCGUGGCCGCCGCGGCCUCAGCUCCCGCCGGGCUGGGCUACGGAGAGGCCGACCGCUUCCAGGGCGAGUGCUCCUGAUUGUGACAUCACCUCCAUCCCUUGGUGAUGGAGCUUAUCACUGAGAAGGAAGAUUCAGUUGGAGAAUAGCCAGCAAGAUGGGCUACUGGGAGCGUCUCCUGAGUGGCACUGAGCGGAGGCGUCAGGGGGUUGGAGCCUUGUGAACAGGGAGCCUGUCCCCCAACACUUGGAAGGGCCUGGGUUUCAGUGAUGAGACAUGGGGUAUGAUGUAACCCGCUUCCAGGGGGAUGUUGACGAAGAUCUUAUCUGUCCUAUUUGCAGUGGAGUCUUGGAGGAGCCGGUCCAGGCCUUUGCAGCCCACUGCUACUGGAAGCAGGUUGACUGGUGUGGAGCAAGCUAUCCUGAUGGUGUCCAGAGGUCCUGGGUGUGUCAGUUGCCUCCCCGCCGGGGCAGGGCCUUGUCUGUUUUCUGGCUCUAUCAGAGCUGAGACACGUGUGGAGAGGUCACUGGCAGUGGCACCUCAUUGCGAGCAUGCUUUCUGCAAUGCCUGCAUCACCCAGUGGUUCUCUCAGCAGCAGACGUGUCCCGUGGACCGCAGCGUAGUGACGGUGGCCCACCUGCGCCCAGUGCCUCGGAUCAUGCGGAACAUGUUGUCAAAGCUGCAGAUCGCCUGCGACAACGCUGUGUUUGGCUGUAGUGCUGUUGUUCGGCUUGACAACCUCAUGUCUCACCUCAGUGACUGUGAGCACAACCCAAAACGUCCUGUGACCUGUGAACAGGGCUGCGGCCUGGAGAUGCCCAAAGAUGAGCUGCCAAACCACAACUGCGUUAAACACCUGCGCUCGGUGGUACAGCAGCAGCAGACACGCAUUGCAGAGCUGGAGAAGUCCUCAGCUGAACACAAGCACCAGCUGUCGGAGCAGAAGCGAGACAUCCAGCUGCUGAAGGCAUACAUGCGUGCAAUCCGCAGUGUCAACCCCAACCUUCAGAACCUGGAGGAGACAAUUGAAUACAAUGAGAUCCUAGAGUGGGUGAACUCCCUGCAGCCAGCAAGAGUGACCCGCUGGGGAGGGAUGAUCUCCACCCCAGAUGCUGUCCUCCAGGCUGUAAUCAAGCGCUCCCUGGUGGAGAGUGGCUGUCCUGCCUCUAUUGUCAACGAGCUGAUAGAAAAUGCCCAUGAGCGAAGCUGGCCCCAGGGUCUGGCCACACUAGAGACAAGACAGAUGAACCGGCGGUACUAUGAGAACUAUGUGGCCAAGCGCAUCCCUGGCAAGCAGGCUGUCGUCGUGAUGGCCUGUGAGAACCAGCACAUGGGCGAUGACAUGGUGCAGGAGCCGGGGCUCGUCAUGAUAUUUGCCCAUGGCGUUGAAGAGAUAUAGAUCUCGGCGGGCUGUCGGGAAGAGAUGGAAAUCAGAAAAUCUCAUCACUCCAGUAGCUGAGCCCUGAGUCCUCCCCACUGUCCUUAAUCUUGUGGCUUAUACUUGGGCCGCACAUCUCCCUGCUCUUCUGGCACUGAAGGGCCCUGGAACACUUUGCUCAGCCUUCUAGGUGGGAAACCCAGAUUCCCUUCUUUUGCCUAAUUCCUUCCCCUAAGAUGUCUGUAAAUUUUCAGUCUGGUUGGGAAAGUCCCCAUUCUAUAUCUGUUUUCCCUGCCUAGGAUCCCUGGUUCCAGAUAUUUUCAGAAAGCACAAAGAUACUCAUUUUCUCUUGAAGGAUCAGGGUGGAGUGAGAAAUCUUUAAUCAUUCCCCUCCUUCAAACCAGGGAAUCUGAGCAGACAGGCCUGUUGACUCUAAACACUUAGCGGGCAGCUCUGGGGAGCAGACAUCCUGAAGACAUAGUAAGGGUGAAACCAGAACCCUAGAAGUAAUGAGCCAGUAACUGGCCAUCAUGCAUGGCCCUUAGGGGAAGACUGGAACUCUGUGCCAAGCAAUACCUUGUUUAGUCCAUCUUAAAGGUGCAGGCUCCCAUCGGUCUGCAGGUGUGCAGGUUGGGAUGCCGAAAAUUUCCAGAUGAGCUCUUCUUUCCUAUACUUUCUCUUAAUUAAGGAAUGACAGGAGUGGGAGUAGGGGGUUAGUCUCUUGGGGUGAAUAUGCUCAGCAAGAAGCAGCUCUCUGGCAUUGGCUGAGAUCAGGUAGGCGACUGCCUCUGUGGCACAGGCCAUAAUAGUUCCCUAGCCCCUCUCCAGCCCUGUGAUUGUAACUAGUCAUUUUGAUAAUUCCCUUUGGCCAUUGUUGUGUGUUUAUAUAUCAUUCCCUCCCACAUUUUUUUUUAGAAUGGCCUACUUAUGGCUACCCCACUUUUCCAGCCCAGCCACAUUGUUGGCAAUUUAAUUUAUUUACUUUUUUUUUUUUUUAAAGAAAGGAAAAAGAAAAAAAUGAACAAAACUUAAAAUUUUUUCUUUUAUUGUUCCUAUGGUGGGGAUUCUGAAUAGGGUGGGACAGGGAUGGGGUCUGUUUUAUAUUUUUCCUUUUCAGCACAACCUUUGGCUUUAACGUAGGAAGGGCCAAGGGAGUCCUUGGCUGAACUUAUGUCUGCUCCAACCCUCCAUAACCCACUCUGAGAUGAGGAGCUUCCUUUCUUCCCGGGGUGGGUGUGACAGUCCGCUGAUGCCUGAGCCUCUGGGGAACUGUGCUCGGCCCUUCCAGGGUCUCCUCAUAAAACUCUGGGUUUAGAGUAUUAAUUUUGAAGAAACCACCCCAUUUCCUUGCAGAUAUAUAGCUGGGUUCUAAGCUUCACCAGACAAGAUGGGACAGAAAUUAUGUCUUGGUCUCUGAGUACAGACGGUACUCUGUCUCACCCACACCCCUGAAGGACUGCAGCUCCAUUGACCCACCAGGGUGACUGCAGAGCAAGAGAAGGGGAGGGAUAGCAGGUGUGAGUAUUUUAAUAUGUAGGUGGGAGUGGGGUUGAAGAGAAGGCCAUCUAACAUCUCUUCUGGAGUUUUAGUCCAGGCCAGCUUGCUGUAGGUCUGGGUAGUUGGUCAUGGCUCCACUGGGAUUGGAUUGGAGGGAUACAGCUUGAAGGGAGUAGGGAACAGUCAUAUGUUCCAGCUCCAGGACAUUGUGCUCAGGAAUCUGAAAACGCUGCUAUACUUAAUCUGGUUACUACAUUUCUUCCACUCCCCGCUGCCCCUGCCAGCCUUCCCAAGGCCCCUCCCACCUGCCGUCACCCUCAGAUGGAGCCAGGAAGCUCAGUUCAGGCUUCCCCACCCUUUGCACUAGUGUCUCUGCAGGUUGCUGGUUGCUGGUUGUGUUAUAUGUGCUGUUCCGUAGUGUUGACUGCACUAAUAAUAAACCUUUCACUCAACUCUCUAAAUUCUUAAUUCAGUAUUACUCCCCAUUCUUGUAAAAUUUCUCCCCUGCUUUGGCCUUUUUCUCACCUACGUCCCCUUCUUUCUUACUUUGUAACCUAUCCUUUUCUUAGCACUAACCUCUGUUUUAAGAGGCUGGCUGUCUGGGAUUAGUGGGCACCUCACAUCUUUGCCCCGUGCGCUCCUACAUCCUUCCCUGCUGUCCCCUGUUCUGUAGCAGCCAACACGCUCGCUCUCUCCAGGGAUGGGAAUUUUGUUUUGUUCCAGGGUCUGCCUCUGCCCCUAAUUCCAUGUCUUCUGUUCCUGGGGUUGGGGACACUUCCAGUUACUCAUGUACCUUUCUCUCUUCUUCUCUCUUUGCUUUGGAAUCUGGGAUUCCAUCGUAGGCAGGGAAGCCUCUACCCCCCAGUGCCUCCGAACUCAGACGGCAACUGUGAGGAAGGGAACCGGGGACACCUGCUGUGGGUGGCAGGCCUCCCCCCCUUCUGGAGGCCUUCGCGGCCACCACCUCCCUGUCAUGAGAAAAAGAAGAUGUUCUUUUCCUCGAGUAUAUUAUGUUUUAAAUUUGUUGGGCACUUACCAUGUACCAACUGUAAAUCUAAUAGUACUCUAGAUACUCUAGUGGGAGUAAGGGGGGUGGGCAUAAGGGCAUUCCUGUGCCAACUGAAUCUCUACUACUUUUUUUUAUCCUCUACUACUUCCACACACACAAGGUCUGAUCAUUAACUAGUGGUGAACACAUUACAAUAUAGAGCAUAAGAGGCAAUAUAUGUACUCUAGUGAUAGCAGUAGUGCUUUUCUCCCCUAGUUUCCUUCUAAUUUACUUUCAGAACAACCUACCACGCAUUUUCCAAUAUCAUGAAAUGGUACCAAAUCUUCCUUUUAGGUGGAUUUGGUUUUUGGAAACAAUAUUCAGACGAUUCUGCAAGGAACUCACUGGGGUAGGUAUGGGGGAGUUCAUGUAGCAAAAUGGCAUCUACCUUCAAAGACUUACUUGCUAAUGUAGAUGAUUAUAUAAUAAGACAUAAUAAAUGCCAGAAGUAGUUUCACAAGCAAUAAGGAAGAGUAAGCAGAGGGAAGAUAAAGCCACUGAUUGUGAUGGGUACCAGGAAAGACUUUUUCAGAAGUAUUUGUUCCUGGAUCAGAGUUUGGCAAACUACAGCUUACAUCCUGCUGUCUGCUUUUGUAAAAAAAAAAAAGAUUGUAUUGGUCUCGGCCGGCGUGGCUCAGUGGUUGAGCAUUGACCUAUGAACCAGGAGGUCAUGGUUCGAUUCGUGGUCAGGGCACAUCCCAGGGUUGUGGGCCUGAUCCCCAGUGUGGAGCAUGCAGAAGUCAGCUGAUCAAUGAUUCUCUCUCAUCAUUGAUGUUUCUGUCUCUCCCCCUCACUGCUUCUCUGAAAUCAAUAAAAAAAAUAUUUUUAAAAAAUUGGAACAGC